This is a messenger RNA of Prosopis cineraria, 1098 nucleotides long. Its product is annotated as E3 ubiquitin-protein ligase MPSR1-like. The transcript has 2 exons. Gene Ontology annotation, biological process: protein ubiquitination. Bases 166 to 909 code for a protein of 247 amino acids. Gene Ontology annotation, molecular function: ubiquitin protein ligase activity. NCBI's taxonomy places the organism in Eukaryota, Viridiplantae, Streptophyta, Magnoliopsida, Fabales, Fabaceae. Gene Ontology annotation, cellular component: cytoplasm. The record is from RefSeq and is a predicted model, not a curated record.
CAGGGAACAAGUUUCUCCGAAACGUCCUUGAUCCCUCCGAGGCGACGUUAUGGCCGACCUAUUCUUUUUCAAUAACUUGCAGCUUCUUUUCAUUCUUCAUCCGAGAAUUCUUCAACUCAACACUGUGUGCACGGCAGCUCCUCUCCCCUCUCUCCAUCUCUACAAAUGUCUUCAGAUUCUGAUGCCACCUUCCCCAAUUCAUCAUCCUCGACUCCAUUGCAAUUAGACGAUCCCCAAAUUCGAAGAUUGUCUACGCUUCUCCCUCUGCUUCUCAGUUUAGCACCUCCUCGCCACAUCCCAGAAUUCGAUACUGCAAGCCACCGUGGUCGAGUCCGGAUCAUCAUAGUUGACCCGUCAGCUGGAGCUAUGAUCGUGAUCGAAGGCUAUGGGGAUCUCCAAUCCGUGCUUCAAGGCCUCUCGGGGAAGCCUGGAGCGUUGCCGGCGUCCAAGGAUUCGAUUCAGGCCAUGCCGAGAGUGGUGGUGACCGAAGAAGGCGCGGAUUGUUCGAUCUGCUUGGAAGCUUACGAAGUCGGCGGUGAGGCUAGGGAAAUGCCUUGCAAGCAUAAAUUCCACUCUGGGUGUAUUGAGAAGUGGCUAGGGCUUCACGGGUCUUGCCCAAUCUGCCGAUAUGCCAUGCCGGCGGAGGAGGAAAACACAAGCACCGCCGGCAGCGAGGACGAGCAAGAUGGUGCCGAGAGGAGGGAGAGCGGUGAGGGGCUGGUAUCCGUGAGUGUAUGGGUUAGGUCCCUCGACGAAGACGACGACGACGACGACGACGAUCCAAUGGAAGUGGAUUCAGACUUGGAUCACGGAUCCGGGGGAUCCAAUAGUGGUUCAGGAGAAGGGAAUUCUGCAGGGGAUGAAGACUCUUGGAUGAUGGAUCAAGAGCCGCAAGAUAUGGAAUUCUGAAAGAGGGAUCAAAUCUGGAAAUAGGAAGAAUUCGUAGGAGUUAAUGGUUUUCCAUUAACAUUUUUGCAUUGACGAGGGCGAUUGCUUCAUAAGAGAAGGGGGCGUGAAAUGAAGUGAGCUGCUUUCUCCUCAUGGAUUUCCGAGAUUGCAGCAAGAAUGAGGUGAGCUGGAUUACUGAGGACGCAUCCC